Fomitopsis serialis is the source of this 1836-nucleotide messenger RNA. RefSeq lists its product as uncharacterized. The record is from RefSeq and is a predicted model, not a curated record. Lineage: Eukaryota; Fungi; Basidiomycota; Agaricomycetes; Polyporales; Fomitopsidaceae. Bases 1 to 1524 code for a protein of 507 amino acids. The transcript is spliced from 7 exons.
AUGCACCCAUCCACUGCGCCCGCGCGCAUCCAGCCUCCCGCGAGACACCGCCUGCCCCUUAUGGCAUGGUUCACCACUUGCCUCUCACCUCCAUCCCUCGCCCCCUCGCCCCUUGACCCGCCUCGGCACCCCCUGCGAGCAACCGUGGCUCGUUCUGCCUGCGUUCUGCCGGGCGAUGGAUACGAACGAGUGGAUGGCAGGUGGCGGGAGGGACUAGCGGUCGGGGACGAGGUACGAUCAGCCCGGGUCAUCAGCCACUCCCAGGCUGUCCCCUCCAUCUUGCCUCCAUCCAGCUCUCUCCGCUUGUCUCCUCCGUCCACCGGACUCCCUCCCUCCUCGUCGUUCCUUUCUGUCGUCGGUCGUUUCGUUGUUCUCUCCUUCCCCUUCGAGUCCAUGCACGCACGGCGCCGACGCAACCAUCCAGCCAGAUCGUCUAUUCCGCCGGGUGGGGCGUCCAGUCCCGACAACGCCGACCUUGAUGAGUACUUUGACCGCACCUACCACGUCGCAGAGCAGGAUGGCGCGUCCGUCAACGUCACGUUCAGCGGCUCGGCCAUAGCCAUCUACGGCUCUACCGGCCCCGACCAUGCUGACUAUAAGGUCCAAUUCGACGACGCUGUCAUUUUCCCCACUCAGUCUGCUUUCGCCUCAAAGACCCAGUUCCAGCAGCUUCUGUUUCAAUAUGACUUCUCCGCCGACAACGUGGCCGAUUUCUUGACGUUCACGGAUGGAAACAUCACCACCGCCGCGACAAGUACCGCCGCUGUGGCCACUGUAACGCCGCCAUAUCUAUCCAGCGACACCUCUUCUCCUAGCGGCAGUGGACUCGCGACGCCGUCCGCUGCAUCUGAUUCCAACACUUCGUCUUCAUCAUCCAAAGCGCCCGUCAUUCUCGCCGGGCUCUUCGGCGGCAUCCUCGGCCUCGUGCUCAUCUUCGUCGGUGUCUGGGCCUUCCUCCGCUACCUCUACUAUCGCAGACGCCGGCGCGAACACGCCUUCCGCCUCGGCGCCCCGCCUCCCAACACACCCAAGUCGACCGCCUUCUCCGAGGCCAUCCCAGGCCGCAGGCGCAGGGGCACAGGCACGACCGUGCACUACCACGGCGGCGAGAGCGUCACGAGCUUCGCGCUCCACAACCCCUUCUUCAGCUCCAGGGACCCGUCUACGUCGCAAGUCAACCUCGAGAUGAGCGGCGCGAGCAUGGCGAGCUUGAACGUCGGGGCCGGGCUUUCUGCGAGCGGUAGUAGGAGCGGCGGUUUCGGGAGCGUCUUUGCCGAUUCCAGAGGGGGCUACACUGCGGUGUCGACGCGCGGCCCGCCGCCAACGCUGCCACUCGUGGCAACUGAUGCGCCGCCUGUGCCUGCUAAGGAUGGUGCACCUGGUGGAGGCGGUGAGAGGAAACCCGGCUCGCCGGUCAAAGGUCCUGGUGUGCGCGAGUUCUUAACGGCGAGUCCGGUCUUGUGGGCCGGUGCGAAGCACAGGGGCGAUGCAGAUUCACUACGGACAGAUUUCCUGCAGGUCUGACUGACGUUAUGCUGCUUCACACAUUUGCUCUGGUGGGUAUGCCGCUUUGUCGUGACGAUUUAUACCUUGCUAUCGUUCUGUAACUGUUGUUCAGCUUCGGGGUGAGCCCUUAUUGCAGUUACAGGUAUUACCAGUGCUAGCCACAGGAGUUGAGGACAAGUACAUUGCUUAGGCUACGGGGUCUUGCAUACUGUUUUGAUGGUCCAUCUGUAAAGUCGAGAAAUUUCAAAUUUGAAUCGGCUGUGAUGAUCUCGAGAGCCCGGGCGGUUCGCGCUGCCAUUGGGCCGCGAGACUGACAUCCGAUACCUGGCG